CAACUGUACGCCAUGAAAUCCUUCCGACCCCCGAAUAAGGGUGAGGAUCAUAAGGAGUACGUCUCGAAGCUCGCCUCUGAGUUCCAUGUUGCGAAGGAGCUGCAGCAUGUUAACGUCAUCUCUACGCUUGAAAUGGUCUUGGAUCACGGAAAGACGUAUUGUGAGGUCAUGGAGUUUUGCUCCGGAGGUGACCUCUUCUCGAUCAUUCAGAAGGGCUUUAUGGGCACCGCUGAGAAGAAUUGUGUUUUUAAACAGUUGUUGAGGGCCGUUGCGUACUUGCAUUCGCAGGGUGUUGCGCAUCGCGAUAUCAAGCCUGAGAAUUUGUUGCUUACGAGCGACGGUGUAUUGAAGCUUUGUGACUUUGGAGUGAGCGAUGUUGUCGGCGUCAAGGAGGAUGUCGAAUACCUCGCCCCCGAACGUCACUGUCGUGGGAUGUGUGGGUCCGAACCAUUCAUCGCCCCCGAGGUCUUUAAGGACAAGUCUUCGUAUGAUGGGUUCAAGCUCGAUGUUUGGUCUUGUGGUGUGGUUUACUACUGUCUCUUCCACGGUGGCCACCCCUUCCAUCAGGCCGAUCCGUCGGACGUGAUGUAUGCUCGCUACGUCAGCACCCUCAACAAAGCCAAUCCGGCCGAGUUGGAGGACCCGCUUGGCAAAUGCUUCAAGCCCUUCGAUUGUAUGCCUGGGUUGACGAAGAUGUUGAUGUAUAAGAUGAUGUGUCCGGAUCCGGAGAAGAGGUGUACCUCUGCUGAGGCGUUGUUGGACAAGUGGGUGAGGAAUGUGGAGUGUUGU
Saitoella complicata NRRL Y-17804 is the source of this 789-nucleotide messenger RNA. Its product is annotated as kinase-like protein. The annotation marks the transcript as partial. The record is from RefSeq and is a predicted model, not a curated record. Gene Ontology annotation, biological process: protein phosphorylation; intracellular monoatomic cation homeostasis; intracellular signal transduction. Gene Ontology annotation, molecular function: ATP binding; protein serine/threonine kinase activity. The transcript has a single exon. NCBI's taxonomy places the organism in Eukaryota, Fungi, Ascomycota, Saitoellomycetes, Saitoellales, Saitoellaceae.